Messenger RNA from Cryptococcus deneoformans JEC21, 1018 nucleotides. RefSeq lists its product as hypothetical. The coding region runs from base 288 to 881 and encodes 197 amino acids. The record is from RefSeq and is a predicted model, not a curated record. NCBI's taxonomy places the organism in Eukaryota, Fungi, Basidiomycota, Tremellomycetes, Tremellales, Cryptococcaceae. The transcript is spliced from 4 exons.
UAAUUAUCCUUAUUGCUCCAGUUUAUUUGCCGGAGCUUUGACCCACCCGCCCUUUCGGACGAGAGCUUGACAGGAAAGGAUGGUCGUUGCACUUCAGUCGCCACUCAGACUUACCAUCACUCGCUCUUCAAAUAUGCCGCGAAACUGAUCGGCUACUGAUUGAGGCAUGAAAGGAAAACUUUCCUAGUGACGAGCCAUUGAAGGCCAUCCAAAUGUCACAGGUUCACUACUGCCUACUACGUACAGCCCUUAAAGCCGACAAUCCCACCACGUUUAUUGUCUGAAAAAUGUCCAACUCUCCCGUCGACCCUCCUGCUCCAGGUGCUUUUGCUUCUGUCAAUCAUUCAACGAGACCUGCGAUCUCUGAUUGUUCACAAGAUGUUGACACUACAGACAACUCCCCUCGGCUUCCUUGCUAUGAUCUCCCAGCCAGCCCUCCCCUUGCCUACUCACCUGUUAGUAUUGAGGCCACAGAACCAACAUGUCCUCCAUCCUACCACAAUCAACAGUCAGCACAAGAGUUCCCUCGAUAUGACAUGGGCCUGUUCUCACCGAUCGAAUUCCCAAUAAUGACUGAGGAUCUGCCCACCUAUUCGAAAAUGAAUACAGAGGAGCCAAACACUUUGGCAAAGGUCCUUUGGAAGUGGGGCUUCUUGUGUCCGCUGCUCUGGUUCAUUGGAAUGACUAUUAUGUGGAUUCCCUUAAAGUCCACUGAGGAGGAGCAUGGCCCUGAAAAGGCUCAAAAACUGGAAGAAAUGAUUGUUAUUCUUCGAAAGACCGAGUUGAAAUACGCGAAGAAAUGCGCCUGGGCAUUCAGCGGCUUAUCAAUUACGUUAAUAGUUCUGAUAGUCGUCGUUAUUGCCUGGUCAACAACCAGAUGAUCCUUUCGUUGAUUAGAGGGUUAAUCAUGAAUAAUAUUCGGGAGAGAUUGCUGGACAUUAGACAAGGGGUUGGGUGUAUAAUUAUCAGAGUGAACGGAAUGGUUAACUUAAUCAUAAAUUGUCAACCGACAUAAGGU